GACGUUUGUCUUUUUAGCUAUCUUAGCUUGCUACCUGUCUGAAGGGAAAGUCAGGUCACGGAUUGCUACAUUGUACAGUAACAGCAGGUGCACUGACCAUGGCAUUGAGAGGCGCUGUGUGCCGUCUGCUCGGCAACUCACAGAGAUGCGCCAUUAUCACGUCUUCCAGAGCACAGGGAACCGCCGCACCUGCACAGUGGGAUGCCGAGAAGUCAAGUGAGAAGAAAGCAAAAGCGCCCAAGGUCAAGUUUAACUGGCAAGAUGGCCUGGAGCUGGAGGGUCAGCUGACUGAAGAGGAGAUCAUGAUCAGGGACUCUUUCCGUACCUACUGCCAAGACAAACUCAUGCCCCGCAUCCUUAUGGCCAACAGACAUGAAGUGUUCCAUCGUGAGAUAGUGUCAGAGAUGGGAGAACUAGGUGUACUCGGCCCCACUAUUAAAGGGUAUGGCUGUGCCGGGACCAGCUACGUGGCCUACGGGCUGAUCGCCAGGGAGGUGGAGAGGGUGGACAGCGGCUACAGGUCGGUGAUGAGCGUCCAGUCCUCCCUGGUCAUGCACCCCAUCUACGCCUACGGGACCGAGGAGCAGAAGGAGAAGUACCUCCCCAGGCUCGCGCGUGGAGAGAUCCUGGGCUGUUUCGGCCUCACGGAACCCAAUCACGGCAGCGACCCCUCCGGCAUGGAGACCAAGGCCAAGUACAACCCGUCCAGCCGCACGUUCACCGUCUCGGGCUCCAAAACCUGGAUCACCAACUCGCCCGAGGCCGACAUCGCGGUGGUCUGGGCCAAGUGCGAGGACGGGAAGGUGCGCGGCUUCAUCCUGGAGCGCGGCAUGAAGGGCUUCUCCACGCCCAAGAUCGAGGGCAAGUUCUCCCUGCGGGCGUCCGCCACGGGCAUGAUCGUCAUGGAUGACGUGGAGGUCCCCGAGGAGAACCUGCUGCCGAAAGUCUCCGGCCUGGCGGGUCCCUUCGGAUGCCUGAACAACGCCCGCUACGGUAUCGCCUGGGGAGCGCUGGGGGCGGCAGAGUUCUGCUUCCACGCCGCGCGCCAGUACACACUGGACAGGAUCCAGUUUGGGGUGCCUCUGGCCAGGAACCAGCUGAUGCAGAAGAAGAUGGCCGACAUGCUGACUGAGAUCACCAUCGGCCUGCAGGCCUGCCUGCAACUGGGCAGGCUCAUCGACGACAAGAAAGCGGCCCCGGAGAUGAUCUCCAUGCUGAAGAGGAACAGCUGUGGCAAGUCCCUGGACAUCGCCCGGCACGCCCGAGACAUGCUGGGGGGCAACGGCAUCUCCGACGAGUACCACAUCAUCCGCCACGUCAUGAACCUGGAGGCCGUCAACACCUACGAAGGUACCCAUGACAUCCAUGCUCUGAUUCUGGGCAGAGCUAUCACUGGACUACAGUCCUUCACUGUGGGGAAGUAGACUGCCAGAAGCUGUUAGCACCUCUACAGACAACAACUAAUAUAAACCACCCUUCAAACUGCUUCUGAACAAUGCUUAAGUAGCUGGCAGUUUGCUGAAAUGGACUGUCAACCAUAAUGCCAAGGUUUUCUCUCUCCUAAGUUUGUAGAUUGUGUACAUUAAAUCGUUAUUUUGAGGGAAUAACCAGGUAUAGGUUUUAAGAGAAGUUUAUCACUGAACCUUUGGGCUGUUGUGAACUGUAAUUAUUUUAGGCAGAUUUUCAAUUCCUACUAAAGCUAUUUUUCUACUCUCAGUCUCAAAGUCCUGACUUUCUGAACAUAAGUUAGAAAGUUUCAUUCUAACCAAUUUCAAUUAAAAGGGAUAAAGUGUUACUUUAUUCAAAGGAUUUAAAAUGUUUUCGGGGGGGAAACGGUUUAGAUUGAGGUCCAGAUGUGAACUUGGGACUGAGUCUUCAGAUCUGUGUUUGUGAGUACCAAAGUUCAAACUCACAACCUCUCAUCAUUUCUCGUGGUUAAAUUUCACUUAAGCCUUUUGAGGAAAUGUUUUUUGAGGGUUAAGAUGUAAUCUGUUGGCACUUUAUGAGCUCAUUAACCAGAUGUGGUCAUGCAUGGUUUGAAUAAAGCUUUUCUGAGCUUAACUUAAA
Osmerus eperlanus (European smelt) is the source of this 2067-nucleotide messenger RNA. RefSeq names its product glutaryl-CoA dehydrogenase, mitochondrial-like. The record is from RefSeq and is a predicted model, not a curated record. Lineage: Eukaryota; Metazoa; Chordata; Actinopteri; Osmeriformes; Osmeridae. Gene Ontology annotation, molecular function: glutaryl-CoA dehydrogenase activity; fatty-acyl-CoA binding; flavin adenine dinucleotide binding. The transcript is spliced from 12 exons. Gene Ontology annotation, cellular component: mitochondrial inner membrane. The coding region runs from base 99 to 1424 and encodes 441 amino acids. Gene Ontology annotation, biological process: fatty-acyl-CoA biosynthetic process; fatty acid beta-oxidation using acyl-CoA dehydrogenase.